UUUUUAAGCAAUUUGGAAGUACUCUAUUUAAAUAAUAAUCGAAUUAAAAAAUUUGAUAACUUUACUAAUUUACAAGUGCUAAAACAUUUAGAUUUGUCUUUCAAUAAAAUCAAUUCAAUUAAAGGAAUUGAGUAUCUUUCUAGACUUAAAAUUUUGAAUCUUUCCUCAAAUAUGAUCGAUAAAUUAGAUUUUAAUGUAUUUAAUCAUAUGAUAUACUUGAACAAAUUAAAAUUAAAUUACAAUCGUUUACAAAAAAUCAGUUUCAAAAACAGAUAUUACAUUAGGGAUAAAUACAUCAGAAUAAUACUACCCAAUUUGAGGGCACUAGAGGUAGAAAAUUGCAGAGUUGAAACCAUUGUAUUUGAAAACAUGAAUAUGGGCAGAGAUUUUGGGUGUUUGAGAGCUAUAAGUUUAGCUGGAAAUAAGAUAUCAAAAAUCCAGGGAAUCGAUUGUUUGGUUGGUUUAAAAGCAGCAUACUUUCAAAAUAACAAAAUAACUGAUUUGAGUCAAAUAGCGAGAUUGAAUAAUCUAGUCUGUUUGCGAUUAUCUUCUAAUUUAAUAACUUCGUCAAAUUUAAUUGAGUUAGGUAACUUGAAACACCUCGAAAAGCUUAAUUUAAUGAAUAAUAAAAUUGAUGAGAUUCCUGGUUAUUUCAAAAACUUCAAAAAAAUGACAGCUCUUUAUAUAAGCAAAAAUGAAAUUAGUAGAAUUAUAAACCUACCUCCAAAUUUGAUGUCUUUAGGUAUGACUAACGUUGGUAUGAUUAAAGAAAUUGAUUUAAAUUACUUUGAGGAACGAGACAUUGAAAUUCAAGCAAGUAUAACCAAUUUCCAGCGACUUUUUAACUACGGAUUGUACAACUAUAUCAAAACAAAUUUUUUUCCUGAAAUCUCUCUUUACCAACCAAAAUUGUGUACGUAGUGCUGGCGUAACCCAUUUAUAAGUUCUAUUUCUGUUUAUAUAUAUACUACACAAAUUAUUACUAAAAGUGUA
Molecule: messenger RNA, 993 nt
Organism: Ascoidea rubescens DSM 1968
Lineage: Eukaryota; Fungi; Ascomycota; Saccharomycetes; Ascoideales; Ascoideaceae
Product: leucine-rich repeat domain-containing protein
Exons: 1
Coding region: 172-921 (249 amino acids)
Molecular function (GO): protein binding
Source: RefSeq, a predicted model, not a curated record